AUGGGUAAUCAAGCCUCAGCCUUACCCAAAGAACAGUUGGAGCGGCUACAUCAUGAAAGUGGACGUAAGUACUAUAAAAAACUGUUUUAUUUUUACUUUAUAUAGCAAUUGUACUGACGGUUUGAAAGUACAGGCUACGCUUUAAAACCCCUCACUAAACUGGCCUGGUUCUUCAUAUUUAAACCGAGUUGAAAAAAUUUUAAAACGAGCCAGUUCAGACCAGCUGAGGACCGAAAAUCAAUGAAAGCUCCAGCGGUUUUGUUUAGGCAGCGAAAGAGGAACUGAAAAUACAAUUACUAGGUCUGGACCGGUAUUUAGCCGACUCGAACCAAAACAAAUAUGAAAGCAAGCCGGCCUGGAUCGUGCAGGCUUUAAAGUCAAAACUAAGUUUAGGCCUGAACGGCCCGGCCAAUAUUUUUUGUCUACACCUGAAAGGGGGCUUACUAGGCCCAGUCCGAGACCAAACCGGACUAAGCUGAAGAAAGUUUAAAACGAGGCAAGCCAGGCCGGAUUGUGUGGUAUCACAGGCCGGAUGUAACUAAAGGCUCUUGGGCGCAGCUUAGAAAUGGCAAUCAAAAUUUGCAAAAGCGCUUACUAAACUUGAGCCUGUUCUGGGCCAAGGCGGUCCUGCCCAAACCAAAUUUCAAUAGUUUGGGCCAAGGCGGGCCUAGCUAAACCGGAUUUCAAAAGUCUGGGCCAAGGCGGGCCUAGCCAAACCGGAUUUCAAAAGUCUGGGCCAAGGCGGUUCUGGCCAAACCAAAUUUCAAAAGACUGGGCCAAGGCGGGCCUAGCCAAACCGGAUUUCAAAAGUCUGGGCCAAGGCGGGCCUAGCCAAACCGGAUUUCAAAAGUCUGGGCCAAGCUUAGCGGUUAUCUAUGCUUUUUAAUAAUUUAAGAAACAUUGUAGUUACAAAAUCGAGCAUAAAAAUGUUGUAUGAGAGGUUCGAAACGCUAGCCAAAUUGAAAGAUGACAACUUGAAUCAAUUGUUCUUGACGCCUGAAGACUUUGAGGAGAUCCCGGAAUUGCUACGAAAUCCUCUUGGCUCUAGGCUUAUUCAAGCCUUUUUUUGCGGCUGCUGA
Bursaphelenchus okinawaensis is the source of this 1079-nucleotide messenger RNA. The record is from the annotation of a GenBank genome assembly. Lineage: Eukaryota; Metazoa; Nematoda; Chromadorea; Rhabditida; Aphelenchoididae.